Branchiostoma belcheri (Belcher's lancelet) is the source of this 1416-nucleotide messenger RNA. RefSeq names its product plasminogen-like. Lineage: Eukaryota; Metazoa; Chordata; Leptocardii; Amphioxiformes; Branchiostomatidae. The coding region runs from base 1 to 1401 and encodes 466 amino acids. Gene Ontology annotation, molecular function: endopeptidase activity; signaling receptor binding. The record is from RefSeq and is a predicted model, not a curated record. The transcript has 6 exons.
AUGCCAGUGGCCGAUACUACAGUUUCUCCGGAGGGACAUGAGUGCCAGAUAUCAGACGGGGCUUCGUACCGGGGAAAAGUCGCUGUGACAAAAUCAGGCCGGACGUGUCAACGUUGGGACCAGCAGACACCCCAUGAGCACAGCCGGACGGCUGCCAACUAUCCGUCAUCCGGACUGGAGGAGAAUUUCUGCCGGAAUCCGGACGGUACUUCCGGAGUUUGGUGCUACACCACGGAUCCUAACAAGAGAUGGGAACUGUGUGACGUGGCAGUAUGUGGAUCAUUGUCUGGGAAUCCUACAACCCAACAGCCUGUUUCCACGGAAGUAAAAACCACAACAGGAUGCCCAAUACCAGGCUACAUCCCAUUGAACGGAGCCUGCUACAAGAAAUUUGCAGAACCAAAAACGUACGCUGAAGCUCGCGAGAGGUGUGCCGCAGACGGUGGGCUGAUAGCCAUGCCACGAGACAGAGCAACCAACCGAUUCAUCACCAAUUUGCAUCCCGGAGUCAUGAGCUGGAUUGGGUUGACCAACAUCAACAGCGAAGGCCAGUGGGUGUUCGAGGACGGCCAAACCCUGGAGUCAUCCGACUAUUCCAACUGGUUCCACACGGAACCGAAUGAUGCUGAUGGGAACGAAGAUUGUGCCCAAGUGAGGGCCAGGGGGUUCUGGAAUGAUGUACGCUGCAGCACCACCAUUGGAUUCACCUGCCAGAUAGGACAUGGAAAAUCUGUGAAAGAAUUCUACCAAGGCUGCUACAAGGAUGGGGAAAGGCGGAGGCUUCCUCAUGCAUUUCUGGUACGCGCUGACAUGACUGCAGAUGUCUGUGUUCAACAUUGUCGUCAAAAAGGAUACACGUAUGCAGGAACUCAGUAUUACAAGGAGUGUUGGUGCGGAUCGGAGCUACCAACGCGUGGGCCACGAGAAGACAGUGAGUGUGCCACCCCUUGUGGAGGAAACCAGAAGGAAAUGUGCGGAGGCGAAUGGAGAUUAUCUGUUUACAAAGCGAUGCCAGUAGCCGAUAUUACCACAGUUUCUCCGGAGGAACAUGAGUGCCAGAUAUCAGACGGGGCUUUGUACCGUGGAAACGUCGCUGUGACAAAAUCAGGCCGGACGUGUCAACGUUGGGACCAGCAGACACCCCAUGAGCACAGCCGGACGGCUGCCAACUAUCCGUCAUCCGGACUGGAGGAGAAUUUCUGCCGGAAUCCGGACGGUACUUCCGGAGUUUGGUGCUACACCACGGAUCCUAACAAGAGAUGGGAACUGUGUGACGUGGCAGUAUGUGGUACGUACAGCGGACAUGCAACAAUAGAGCAAAACUACGGUCGUUUUUUUGGCGACGCCUCAAGGGGCGGAGCCGUUGGUAUAGUACUGCGAUUGAGUUUGAAAAUAUUCUAAGAAUUCCACCAAUGU